CACGCACGCUAGGAGUGGAGAGACGCCAUCAUGGCGAUCAGGUGGGGGAUUUGUAGCGCUGGAAAAAUCAGUCACGACUUUACAGUGGCACUGAAGAGCCUCCCACCUGAACACCACCAGGUGGUUGCUGUGGCAGCGCGUGACCAGAAGCGCGCACAUGAGUUCGCGCAGAAGCACAGUAUACCACGCGUGCAUGGUAGCUAUGAAGAUCUGGCUAAAGAUCCAGAGAUUGACGUGGUGUAUGUGGGCAGCAUACACCCUCAACACCUCCCGCUGGGUGUUCUCUUCAUGAACGCAAAGAAGAAUAUACUGUGUGAAAAACCUUUGGCCAUGAACCUGAAGGAGGUUCAGGAACUACUCAGAACAGCAAAGAAGAAUGAUGUCUUCCUGAUGGAGGCUAUUUGGACACGUUUCUUUCCGGUUUCCAUGGAAAUCAGUCGGCUGCUUUCCCAGAAUGAGGUUGGGGAGCUGAAGAUGGUGCGUGCUGAAUUCGGCGUACCUAUCAUGCAUGUAGUGCGCUCCUCACAGAAGGAGCUGGGAGGAGGCGCACUGCUUGACAUCGGAAUCUACUGCCUGCAGUUUGUGCUGAUGGUGUACAAUGGAGAGAAACCGGAGUGCGUCCAAGCAACUGGAGUGUGUUUGGAAACAGGAGUAGAUGAAGGAAUGAUCAUCACGCUGAAGUUCUCUGGACACCGAAUGGCCGUGUGUACCUGCACCAUUGCCGUAGAGCUUCCAAACGAGGCCAUAAUCGUCGGUUCGAAAGGCACCAUCAAGAUUCCAGCUCAUAUGUGGUGCCCAACAUCUCUGAUUGUCAAUGGUGUGGAGACUCUGUACCCUGUUCCUGAACCCUAUCUGCCUCUGAACUUCCUCAACAGCACGGGCAUGUGCUACGAGGCAGAGGAGGUCAGGCAGUGUUUACUCAAAGGUUUAAAGGAGAGCUCACGCAUGUCUCACACAGAUUCUGCUCUGUUAGCUGAGAUUAUGGAUGAAUGCAGGAGGCAAGUAGGUGUGGUCUACAGCCAGGACAGCCAAUGAGCACUCACUCACAUAGCUGCUUACAUAUUUCCUUUGACUUUUUAAUAGAUCAAUAAAAGGUGUCA
Molecule: messenger RNA, 1100 nt
Organism: Xyrauchen texanus (razorback sucker)
Lineage: Eukaryota; Metazoa; Chordata; Actinopteri; Cypriniformes; Catostomidae
Gene: dhdh.2
Product: dihydrodiol dehydrogenase, tandem duplicate 2
Exons: 7
Coding region: 31-1035 (334 amino acids)
Molecular function (GO): nucleotide binding
Source: RefSeq, a predicted model, not a curated record